CAGCUGUGUUUCCAGGUAUCCUAUCAAUUUGUAGGGAACAACACGAUGGCGACACUUCUUGGCACUAGGGCGCCCGCAUUCUUUGGUUCACGCCUGACCUCUAGUCGACCUGUUGCGCCUCGUCGCUCAACCGCAACCACAACACAUGUAGUAGCAGCUUACGGCGACCUUCCUAAGGUCGGCGGCGGUAGGAAAUGGGAGCACUUGGAGAUUGGGCCGGGCGGCAAGGCUGUGCGCGUGCCUAUGCACGUCAGGAAGGGAGACUACGUCCAGGUUAUUGCUGGCAAGGAUAAGGGGAAAGUGGGCACUAUCAUCAAGGUGCUUGCCAAGAAGGGCAAGGUCGUUGUGGAGGGAGUGAACGAGGGACAGAAGCACAUUACGCCCCGCAGCAAGGAGGAGACGGGUCAAAUCAAGACGAUGGAGUUUCCAAUUCACCAUUCGAAUGUCAUGCUCUACUCAAAGGAGAAGAGCGUGCGCAGCCGGGUAGGCCACAAGGUGCUUGAGGAUGGCAAGAAGGUCCGCUUCCUCAUCAAGACGGGCGAGAUUAUCGACUAAUUGCAGCAGCGGUUCAUCACUCGGAGGCAAUUCGCUGGAGCUGCGCCCGCGGAGUUCACCGCGUGAGCCAUGCAGGCAUUUUUGGAGUUUUGUAGACGCGGAGCGGUCUUUUUGGGGGAAGGCUUGUUGGCUGCAUAUAGUCGGUGCGCAACCAGGCUCAGUUUUCCCUGGUCGAGCCCGGGUUUAUCGCGCAGCUGCGGUAUGCAGCCGGGCAGCCACCAUGCCUUGGCGGGGGCUUCAGAGGAGCACGGUCGCGGGAAAGGUGCAGCUGGUGCAGCUGCGUCCGAUGCACAUGUUUGACUGGCGAUGGGCUGAGCAGAUGGCUUUUGGAGUUACCCUUGAGGCCUUUGGUUUGGUGCAGUAACACCAUGGGUGUUCAAGCCGUCUGUUGGCGACGGUAUCCGUGCCCCCAAUGCAAACGUGUUGUGCCGCUGUCAAGGCGUGUUGGGUGAUAGAGACGUUUAAGACCCAGUUGAGGGUGUGCCUUGCGUAACUGAGGGUUGGGUUAGGUUACGUUAGAUGCGGUAGUGUAUCUUGAGAGAGUGUUCUGUACCGGUACGGUGAAAGCGAGGACAGAUAGGCUAAGAGCUAGGAGCCAUGCGGGUUUGCAAGGGCGGAUGGCGGGUACUAACUGUCAUGGUACGGCAGUUGACGUGACAAGGAGUAGUAACUGGCAUGUACGACAAGCCGUACUGCAUGGCGAUCUUAGUUUAUAUGUAAAGCAUAUGUAGUUCG
This is a messenger RNA of Astrephomene gubernaculifera, 1290 nucleotides long. Lineage: Eukaryota; Viridiplantae; Chlorophyta; Chlorophyceae; Chlamydomonadales; Astrephomenaceae. The record is from the annotation of a GenBank genome assembly.